UGGCAAACGAAGAGCAAAGGAAUAAUUUAUGGAAUUAUCUAGGAUUCUCCUCAGAUUUGGGUAUCGGUGGUAGUCGUAGUAAUUAUACUCUCACUUCAGAGCACACUGUAGGGACAGGACUACCCACUCUACAAGGAACUCAACAGCAGAACGUUAUCGAACGGCAUUAUAACAACCAUCAACCUCAUUACCCAACCAGCCAACAAAACUCUUCCGAUUCGGACGCUUCUGGAGAAUUCGACGAUAGCUUAUACGACCAAGAAUCGCGUAAUCUACGCGAAAAUAGAAUAAAGAACGAUUUUGGUGGCGCUAUUAGCCCUGCUUAUAUAAAUGAUACACUUAAUCAACGUACUAAACGCGAUAAACAGGGUAGCAAUCCAAAAGUAAAUAGUAAUGGUCAUUCGCUACGCUGUGCAUACUGUGCAGGUGAUUACGAUCUUAAUUUUAAAACAAACAAACCAGAAACUAUGAUCACCUGUGGUCAGUGUCAGUCAUCAGCCCAUCCGACUUGCUUACAUUUCACGCCCACACUUACGCAAAAUACUCUGUCAUACAACUGGUCAUGUGUAGAUUGUAAAGGCUGUGAAGUCUGCAAGAAUAAAGGAAAUGAGGAUGAUAUCAUCUUCUGUGAUCUUUGCGAUAGAGGCUGGCAUAUGCAUUGCUUGAAUCCACCAAUGAAUGAACCACCAGCGGGUGACUUCGCUUGUCCAAUCUGUUUACAUGCGGGUAAAACGCUCUCGAUGCAACAACCAGCACAGGCGCUUCCACAACAACAGCAACAACACCAGCAACCACAUGCAUAUUCACAACACCAGCAACAUCAACCAUACCCUAAUGCUAUACAGGCUAACAGUGGUGCAAAUAUACCAUUACACUCACCACUGACAUCUUAUGAUUUCCACCCACCCCCACCUUUAAUCGGAAACCUGCCGACACCUCAGCAAUCAGCUACAAUCCUCAAUGCAAGUAAGGCAAUGCUUAUGGGUAGACCUGCCCCACCUCUUUUUCCAAAUUUUUCUCCAAUCGCUCCUGCAGCUCCAAAACAAUCCAAAGGUAGAGGACGACCACGUAAGAUACUGCCUAAUGGUCCAUUGGGUGUUCCUAUGACACUUGAAGAGAGAGAAAGGGAGAAAGCCAUGAUAAGGGAAGAGAAAGCUAAAGCGAGAGAGGAGAGAGCUAGGCUGAAAGAACUGGAAAGGGAGAGGGAUAAAGAUAAACCAAAGAAUCCAGUCGGUAGACCGCCAGGUCCUCGUGCAUCUCUGAGUGCACCUAAACGUGUCAGUACUUUUAUUGUCAUUGAUAGCGACGAGGAUAAGAUGCUUGAAGACAGAGUUCAAAAUGAGCAGCAGCAAGGAGUGAAUCAAUCAGAUGACCGGCAGCAACAGUCAGUGGAAAUGCAUCAAGGAGAACAACCAAUGGAAGGUGUUGAAAGUGCACCUGCCGCUGGAGUAAACACUUCUGCUUUACCAAUAAAUAAGUCAGAGAAUCAGGAAAAGAAGGUUCCACAAGGUCAAGCUCAAGCUGAACCAGAAGAAAACGAUAACGAUGAUCUCUUCGGCGGUGUGCUAGAUCCAUACGAAGCACAGGUUACCUAUUCGACACCACAAAAAGACGACAAGGAGAGAUUCGAAAUCGCACGUCAGAAAGCAGACAUGAAACUGCAAAUAAAACCAAAGAAGCAACAGCAAUUCUUAUCAGCGAAUCCAUCUACGCCACAAGCCGAAGAGCAUAAAUCGAAAUCACCACCAAUCAAAUUCCUUCGAUUUGGUAAUUAUGAGAUACAAACGUGGUAUGCAGCACCAUACCCAGAAGAGUAUACGAAUUUGCCAAGUGGUAGAAUGUUCAUAUGUGAAUGGUGUCUCAGUUAUCGUAAAUCUGAAUUUCAGAUGAGCAGACAUACACUCAAAUGUAAAUAUCGAUACCCACCUGGUGAUGAGAUAUACAGGAAUGAAAAUGUCAGUAUAUUUGAGGUUGAUGGACGUAAGAACCGAAUAUAUUGUCAAAACCUCUGUUUAUUAGCGAAAAUGUUCCUCGAUCAUAAAACCCUUUAUUAUGAUGUUGAACCGUUCUUAUUUUAUAUAAUUACAGAACACACCGCCAAUGGUGAAGAAUUCGUUGGAUAUUUUAGUAAAGAGAAGCGUUCAGGCAUGGGAUACAAUUUGAGUUGUAUUAUGACACUUCCAAUUAGACAAAGAAAAGGAUGGGGUAUGUUUGCAAUAGAUUUCAGUUAUUUGCUAUCACGCAAAGAGGGCAAAAUAGGUACACCUGAAAGACCGCUUUCAAAACUUGGCUUUUUGUCUUAUAAAAGAUACUGGACGACGGCAAUCUACAAAGCACUCUUGAGUACCGAGCAACCACACACAUUAGGUCAAUUGAGUGAACUAACUGGUAUGACUAUUCCAGAUGUGACUUUCACAUUACGACAAAAUCAUCUCAUACAUUCUGUCAUUGUUGGUGAUGAAAAGGACUACGUGAAUGAGAAUAAUACCUAUAGGACUCGCACUAACAAACCACAUCUCGAAGAACAUCCAGAAAGAGCCAAUAAUGAUGAUCCUACUAGCGUACCAGUACCUGCUCCUAACACUUACAAGAUUACUUAUAAUAAAAACACACUAGAAGCAUACCUCGCUAAAGAUGCGGCUAAAGAUUACGUUAGACUUGCUCAAGAUAAGCUUAGAUGGCAACCAUUUAUUACACAUCAAUCUCAAUUGCCACAAUCUACUACAAAUGAGAAAACAGAAGAGGAUAAGGAGAAUAAAUCCAUCGCAAAAGAUGUAAAUAUGAUUGAGAACGAUCAAGGAUCUGACAAACAAGACGAAAAGCUACAUGAGAAUGAUGAGCAGAAUGCAGGAAUAAUCAAGAAUAACAAUCAAGAUACCCAAGUAGCAGUUUGA
Messenger RNA from Wallemia mellicola CBS 633.66, 2894 nucleotides. RefSeq lists its product as hypothetical. Gene Ontology annotation, biological process: regulation of DNA-templated transcription. The transcript is spliced from 3 exons. The coding region runs from base 468 to 2894 and encodes 808 amino acids. The record is from RefSeq and is a predicted model, not a curated record. NCBI's taxonomy places the organism in Eukaryota, Fungi, Basidiomycota, Wallemiomycetes, Wallemiales, Wallemiaceae. Gene Ontology annotation, molecular function: histone acetyltransferase activity.